AUGGAUAUCACACUUUCUCCUAGAGCAUCAGGAAAAUAUAUUUCCUCUUUAGCCAAGUACAUAAAAAUAAAUGAUGGAGAAGUUGAAAAAACAGCUCUGAAGGUUGUUGAUCUUCUUCAAAACCAUACAAUAUCGUUGUCAAAAAUUUCUGAAGAUGACCUUUGUCCCACAACCUCUGAUGAAGAAACCAUUAAUUGGAUAUUUGUCGUUGACACACUUAAUUUUUGUUUUUGGUCAUCUGGCACCGAAAACUGGAACGUCACCUGGAAAGGAAAAACAUAUUCAGGAUACUUUGCUUUGUGUGCAGCCAUAAACAGAGCUUUAAGUGAAGGCUAUUCAGUUACCGAUCCAAAAUUUUAUUCUCAAAUAUCAAUAAGAGAUCUAAAAACCAUAUUUAGGGGAGAUAAUGAAUUAAUAUCUAUUCCGCUUCUAAAUAAAAGGCUUGACUGCCUACAUGAAAUCGGACUGAUACUUCUUGAAAAGUUUGAUGGAAAAUUUUCAAAUUGUGUUUUGUCAAGUGAUCAUUCAGCUAAAAAAUUACUUCAAGUAAUAGUUGAUAAUUUUCCUUGUUUUAAAGAUGAGUCAAAUUAUAAAGGCAAAAGAGUUUCAUUUUAUAAAAGAGCUCAAAUAUUAAUUGGUGAUCUAUGGACUCAUUUUAAGGGGAAAAAUUUUGGAUUUUUUAAUGAUAUCGAAGAAUUAACCAUGUUUGCAGAUUACAGAGUUCCACAAGUAUUGGCUUAUUUCAAUAUUCUCGAAUAUGAUGAAGUAUUAAUGGAUAAAUUAAAAAAAGGUGUGAUUUUAGAAUCUGGAUGUGAAGAAGAAGUAGAAAUAAGAGGUUGCACAAUUCAUGCAAUUGAAUUAAUAAAUCAAAAAGUAAAAGGAAUACUUACAAAUGUCGUUGAAAACAUUUCUGAAAACAAUGAUAAUGAUGCUUUGGUGUGCAAUUCCAUACUGUUGGAUCAUUAUUUUUGGAAUUACAGAAGACAGCAUAGAACAGAAGUUGAAAAUAUUCCAUUUCAUAAAACUUUAUCAGUUUACUAUUAA
Messenger RNA from Pediculus humanus corporis (human body louse), 1044 nucleotides. Its product is annotated as protein C9orf64, putative. The record is from RefSeq and is a predicted model, not a curated record. Lineage: Eukaryota; Metazoa; Arthropoda; Insecta; Psocodea; Pediculidae. The coding region runs from base 1 to 1044 and encodes 347 amino acids. The transcript has 3 exons.